Messenger RNA from Acanthopagrus latus (yellowfin seabream), 3537 nucleotides. RefSeq names its product pannexin-1-like. The transcript has 8 exons. Lineage: Eukaryota; Metazoa; Chordata; Actinopteri; Spariformes; Sparidae. The record is from RefSeq and is a predicted model, not a curated record. Gene Ontology annotation, biological process: monoatomic cation transport; positive regulation of interleukin-1 production. The coding region runs from base 279 to 1580 and encodes 433 amino acids. Gene Ontology annotation, molecular function: channel activity.
AGAGCCGUCGAGUUGCACGUGAAUGCAUCUGUUGUUAAAGAAGGCCGGAAGGAGUUUUCGGCCUCACAGGAAGAAGACUCGAAAGUUGUGUCUGUCGUUUCAUCUGUUGAGUGUUCAGACAGCCACAUUAUUUAGCUUCAGUCCUGGAAGACACCUACUAAACCACCGUUUUGCAGCCGAGGCUGUGUUAUCGCAGCCAUGACACUUUGAUUGAAGAAUUAGCGGGAACACGCUGGUAGGAGUUAUUUAUGUGCUGCAGGUAACAGAAGAGCGCCGAGAUGGCCAUCGCCCACGUGGCUACAGAGUACGUGUUCAGCGAUUUUCUGCUGAAGGAUCCGAACCAGGCUCGAUACCGCAGCGUCCGAACCGAGCUCGCCGUGGACAAGAUGGUGACCUGUGUGGCUGUGGGCCUGCCCCUCCUCCUCAUCUCUCUGGCCUUCGCUCAGGAAGUUUCAGUUGGUACUCAGAUCAGCUGUUUUGCUCCCAGUAACUUCUCCUGGCGGCAGGCUGCUUAUGUGGACUCAUACUGCUGGGCUGCUGUACACACACACACUCUACCUCUGUGGCUGCACAAGUUCUUUCCCUACAUUCUGUUGUUGGUGGCGGUGCUGAUGUACACCCCGGCAUUGUUCUGGAGAUUUUCGGCGGCACCGCUCCUGCAGUCGGACCUCGGCUUCAUCAUGGAAGAGUUGGACCGGUGUUACAACCGUGCUGUCACUCUUGCCAAACGCUUGUCCACUUCAGGACUGCUCACCCCAGAAAGUGACCCUACUGAAGGCUGUUUCAAUUACCCGCUGGUGGAGAAGUUUCUGACGACCAAGCGUUUUUCGCGGGUGCUGCUGUUUUACUACCUGCUGUGUCGCGGCCUGACUCUCAUCACCUUGCUGUGUGCCUGCGUCUACCUGGGAUACUACCUCCGCCUGGCCUCCGUCACGGAUGAGUUUGGCUGCACGUUGCGUGUCGGCCUGCUUGCCUCCGACCCAGACGUCCCCGACAAGGUGCAGUGUAAGCUCAUCGCCGUGGGAGUCUUCUCUCUGCUGAGCAUGGUCAACCUGAUCCUGUUCAUUGCACUGAUUCCUGUGGUGAUCUACGCCAGUCUCCGUCCCCUCUUCUGUCAUGGAUACGUCCACUUUCUGGAAGCCUACCAAUCACUGCCCACUGUGGGCGUCCUGCCGACCCCUGACGGCCAGUGGGAUGAUCUGUCUCUGUACCUGCUGUUCCUGGAGGAGAACAUCAGCGAACUGAAGUCCUAUAAAUACAUCAAGGUGUUGGAGUUGUUGAAGAGACGAGGUGAAUGCACAGAAGAAAACUUUGAUGCCAUGGGUCUGCUGCAGACUCUCUGUCUGGUGAAGAUGGACAAUGUGGAUGGAAACAAACAGGAUCAAGUGAAGACGAAUGCAGCCGACUCUGACAGCAGCCCAGCAGGAGCAGCGACCAACAGCUGCAACCAUCCGAACUCGACCGUAGACGUCAAGACAGAAACAGAGAUGAAAGAGCUCACACCUUUGCUGCCAGGAAACAGUGAUACAACAAGCAUCAAAAGCAGUGAGGACAGGACUGUCCGGCAGAGAGCGCUGUGAUUGGCUCCUGACACGGCGAUGUUGACGAGGACAUCAGGGACACCUGGGAGAAAUACUUCACCUCUCUUCCACGGUGCACCGACAACUCAUGGCCUCUUUCUUCUCAUCGAUGUGGGAUUUACAAAUCAGAUAUUUUCAGUCACUGCCUUUAGAUUAGCUCCUUGGUUGGACUGUUGAGCACUGCAGAAAGUAAAAACAAAGUGAGCGUUGGGUGAUGAAAGAGUAAAAAAACUCAUGUUGGUACAGAUUUCAGGACUCAUUGAUGCUGCUGAGCAAUUAAGGACUAAUCCAAAUGUAUUUCUGAGUUGAUGGUUGAAACACUGCCGUCUCCUGCCCUGAUCAGUGCAGAAGAAGUAACUAUUCUGCCCUACGAACACUGGAGAUCAUGUCAUCACGCUGACUGUACCUAUGACAGGCCGGCUUUUUAAACACCAAAAGAAGAAACAUUCUUGAAAUCAAAUCAGCAGGUCUGGAUGUGGUACAAAUACACGUUUGUACAGUUCUGGGGUGAGUUAACGACUCACAACCAAUGUGUUUAACUAUCUGUUAGCAUGCAGUACAUGUUGUUGUUGCAGUACAAGAGAACACUUGCUGCCUGAUCAGGAGGAUAUUUAGAGGUCCAACUCUUGUUUAGAAGGCGUCAUAAAAACUGACAUCUUUUUAUAACAAUUUCAACUUUAAAUUCAAGGUGUGUUUGUUGUAUUUGAGUAUGAAAUUGUCAAACUUGCAGUUGUGGUUUUCAUCGAAUGGAGAGGUUGAUGUAUUUAUUUGCACUGCUGUUUUGGGAGAAUGUUUAUUUUUAUUUCAAUCUCAUUUCAAGACACUGACUACGUUUACAUGUUCUAUAAUAUCCCGCUAUUGUUCCAUGUAUGUCAAUGUUCUGGAUUUGAAUUUGGUCACACAGCAUAUUCUGUUUGGAUAUUCUGAGUCGAGGCUCAUUUCUGCUCAACAUUAAGUUCGAACUGUUCGUUCACUUCAUCUGUUCUUCAGCGCGUUUUUUGAAAUUUACGGAUGCAGACGAACGGAGCAGAAGCUAACGAGCAAGAAACUGAACAUUUGUGCAUGUAAACACAGUCAGUGUCAAGGUUUUAAAGGUGAAUGCCACUCAAAGAGGAAUUCAUGCAUCAUUAUUCUGUUCUGUUUGGUUUAGAAGUGAUCCGACAAGGCAGCUAAUGAUGAACCUAUAACACGCUUUACUGGUCUGUAAAAUGAAAUCCUUAAUUGUUUGUUUGGUCGCCCGUAAGAACCGGAUGUGUCUCAUUUAUGUGGACUGGUUAGUUCUCUUUAGUGUAGAUCUCUUAAUUUACAGGUUUGACAAGUCAAACUACAGCAGGAAGCUUCGUUUAUCUCUUUAACUCAAACGGUACGACAUGUUCACUGCCUUACAUUUAAUAAAUGCAUCAUUUCUCCAAAAGACAAAUCUCGGGCUAUAACUCAAGUCCAGCUUGGAGCUCGAGGUUUAAUCAUUUUGUCAGAGUUAUUAUAAAGUUUUACAGUCUGGAGUUAAACUUGCGUGUUUGGGAAUCUCAGGGAUAAAACCAUCUCAGAACAUCACAGGCGAUUGUCAAUGUUUACACCAGACUUCUUGUGUUUUGAGCUCCAUCCACUGCCCGUAUAUAUGUGCUGCACUAAGUGGAACACUGACAUAAUGUUGUUGAAUAGCAGCAUUAAGAUCUCUUUACUGCGUGAGUUUAUGUUUCAUGAACUUUUCUGCUUCUCUGUUCAUAUGAUGUGGUUUAAAGUUACUGGAGUUCCAUGUCUGUGCAAUGGGACACUUUAUUAUUGUAAAAUCUGAGAAAGAAACUGAAAGUUUUCUGUCUUGUGUUUCUGAAUUUCUGAACUGACAUUUUGAUGUUUCAAACUGCUGUUGGUGACGUUUUGCGUACGAUGAUGCUGCAUGUUAAUUUGUACAUUUUUUAAGAUCGUCUGAAAAAUAAAUGCAGUAAACAUUACUGUA